Molecule: messenger RNA, 2859 nt
Organism: Mercenaria mercenaria
Lineage: Eukaryota; Metazoa; Mollusca; Bivalvia; Venerida; Veneridae
Exons: 4
Coding region: 250-846 (198 amino acids)
Source: RefSeq, a predicted model, not a curated record
CUUUACUAAUACGUGUUUCAUUUGUUCCGGUGAAAAUGUCCUUUUAAAUAUUUGUACAUAGAUUAUUGUCAUACACUGGUUGAUGUAAUGUGUUUAUAGAUUUAUACACCAUGUUUCAAGCUGCGACGUAAUCAGUCAUCUGUCACCAGACACUCGUGUAAAAUACAAGUAAAUACAACCCGUUUAUGUUCACUGGAUUUGAAAUGGACUUAAAGCUUUCUUUCAAAUAUUUUGAGAACUGGAAUAUAUAUGGCUAACGUUUUGUGUCCUGAACUGGCAGAACCCCAGCCAGAUAUCAUCACUGUGGACAACAUGAACGCUAUUUCUCUCAGCACCUAUGCGCGUACGCCGGGGACACAUGUCAUUGUAACAUGCCUGUCAAAGACAACUCACAAACUUAUUGGUCAAAAUCAAAUCACGUGCCUAAAAAAUGGCACAUGGGAUGCCAGUACUCCAAAAUGUGAAUUCAUGAAACGCACGACUGUUGCUCCAACAACAACACCAUCUGGUGCCAACACAACUCCAAGUGUUAUUCAUACAACGUCUACAUAUUCCACCAUACUGCCGUAUCUGGUCGGCCUCAUCAUUCUUGCUGUCGUCUGCUUGAUGCUCAUCGCACUCCUGUGUUACUCAUUUCAUUUGUUUAAUAAACAAAGACGAAAAUCGCCUUUCAAUGUCUUUGAAAGUACUAGAUCGUCAACGCCUUCUUCAAGUUUGCAGACAGACUUAUGGGUAGAAAUGGCGAGUCCACGUCACUUCCGAUGUCACGAACUCGCCCAAUCACGUGACAGUAUGGUGCAAGAUUUACGAUAUACUCCGGUUGACACCGGAUGGUCAGGUUAUUGAUGCACACAGUAAUUUUAGAGACGCAGAUUUCUGUGAAACACUUAGUGUUAAACAGUUUAGUGUUAAAACUUUAAAGAUAUAAAAAAGUUUUUUUGGUUCUGUUGCAGUAACAGGAACGAAUCUAUGGCAGUUGAUGAUAAAUGGCGUUUGUACAUGUGUAUGAAAGUAUUUGUGACACAGCAGUGAAUUUGCAUAAUACUUCAACCUUGUCGGGUAAUGCAGUGGUUUGUUGCUCACUAAACUGCACCUCAUGACCUACGUCACACAAAGGCAGUUAAAAUGUUUCUGGAUGAAGUUUCUAUUUACUUAUUUCAACAGAACGUAAGAAUGUGUGUGGAUAAAAUAAUGUGGAAUGUGUGUGGACAUGAUGCAAAAUGUCCAUUUUAAUUAAAUUAAAGCACUUUUAGUAUAAGUAGAUGGUAUGUCGUCCGUCUAGUUUCUUUCGUUGUCAACAUUUGACUUUAAACGACUUCGACUUUUCGUGAACCAUUGAGUUGAUCUUUACCUUUCAUUACACGGAUUCUCUGAAAAUGUUUUUUCUUGCAUCGAGCUUAGGCCGUCACAGGGUUGUCCAGUAUUGUACUCUAAAAGUAUCAGGUUUAGAGGCGAGAUGUUUUACAUAAAGCAUUGGCAAGUGGUGGCCUUUACAGAUUUCUUUUUACUUGAAGCGCACACCUUGGAUCAAUUUGGGCUUUUUCUAAACUUACAUAACUUUCUAGAAUAACAUGCUUAGUGUCCCCUCGCUAAGUUUGUUUAAGCCAGUUUCUGGGACUGCCUUGUUUGUCGUCACCUGAGUAGAGUGGAUAAUACAUUCAACAUUCCACCCCACCUCCACCAUCUUCCCCAAUAUGGAGAACUCGGACAAAAUUUGGACAGGGUCAGUGUACGUAAAAUUUACAAAUCUUCUCCCCGAGUUCAAGGCCUAGACGUUUUACAAUAACUAGCAGGCCUUGGUCACUUUCAUAUUUAUUUAUGUCUUGACAAAUAAUGGGGCCACCAUGUUUUUACAAAUUUUUACAAGAAUUCAUUCUCCAGAAAUUUGAAGGAAAUAUAAUUCUCUACAUGUAACCGACAUCCUUCAUCAUUUUCAUGAGACUAUUUACUUUGACUCUUCAUAAGGGCAUAGGUCAAGGUGUUCGGUUGUUUUGUCUGGAUCAUAUCUAUCGCACUACGGAAAUGAAGCUUUUCUUAUUUCAUUUGUUAUCUUUUGUUCAAUGUGUCAUGUCAUGAUUAGGUGAGCGCCACAGGGUCAACAUGACCCUAUUUUUGUUUAAAUGCUAAACAUAAAAAGGGUCUCUUCAACGCGAAACCAUAGCAACUACAUACAUGUAUAAAUAAAUCCAUAUACUAUAUCGCACUGGGCAGCUUGCUGUAUAUUAGCAAGUGAAAUCACUGUUUAUUUACAUUACUGUAACUGACUUACUCUAUUGUAUCGACCAGGAAACAGUGAAAUUGUUCACACUAUUCAUCACUAUUUCAUUGUCACUUGUAAACGCGUACACGUGCUUUGUGAGCCUAACUGUGAUAACCCCAGGUGUUACAACCCCGCCAUCUGGAUCAUCAGACGGUAAUCAUAAUGGUUACAUAUUUUGUCGUUAUAUUAUAUGUCUUUUAGUGAACGUAAACUGUUACACUUUUUUAUCAUAACUAUAUAAGCGGACGGAAAACUGUAGAUGUUACAGUAACACUCUAGCUUUAUCCUGUCUGAAUCACGUGUUUUCAGUACACUUUAAAGUGUAACAUUUGCGGAAAGAUUUGAAACAAACUGCCGAUACGCUGAACAUUACAAUAACGACAAAAGUAGUACCUUACCGUCUGCUGAUACAGAUAGUAGUCUGUGUAACUGAUGAUGUUUUCAAAUAUACCACAAUAGCAGAACAAAAGCAAAUCCCCAAUAUCUAAUAUAUCUGUAGUUAUCUAUGUAACCCUAUGGCAAAUUUUGUAAUAAAUUAUUGUUUAAUAAAAUUAUGAAAUGUCAAUGGUACAAAUAAACUUUCUAUAUGCGAGACAGUC